AUGUCUAUGACAUUGACCUCCGAGAUGGCUAGUCAGGCCGCCCAGGCAUAUUUGCCGGCAUUCAACUGCCCUCCAGGCACGAAGAUGCACCUUUUGGACCUAGGAACACUCGAAUGCGACGAAGGCUGGUACGUGGAGCAUUUGGACUUAAGUUCCCAUCGCUAUGCUCACCCGUAUGGAUAUGGUAGGCUCCUUCGUGCCGGGAAUACAAGCACCGUGACGAACAAGAGCCCUGAGAAUAAGCGGCGAGAAUUGAUUGUUCUGUCUGUUUUGAUUGAACAUCCCCAGGAGGGAUUGAUUUUGUUUGAGACGGGUUGCGCGGAGAAUAUCGACAUAAACUGGGGAGCACCGCUGACGGACAUCUUCCCUCGAACGGUGUAUAACAAAGAGCAUAGACUGCCAGAAGCCAUCAAAGCUACCGGCAACGACAUCAAGGACGUCAAAGCGGUUUUGUUUGGACACCUGCAUCUCGACCAUGCCGGUGGCCUGGAGCAUUUCGUCGGCACCGAUGUGCCCAUCUAUGUCCACGAGGAAGAAUUCAAACAUGCCUGCUGGGCCGUCGCAACGGGAGCCGAUCUAGGAGUUUACCUCUCCCAUUACAUGUCUCUCGACAAGCUCAACUGGCAGACAUUCAACGAGCCGCAUCUCGACCUCUUCCAGGGCAUCACGCUCCAUCACUCUCCCGGCCACACGCCUGGACUCUGCGUCAUGCAGGUAAACUUGGAGAAGGACGGGACGUUUAUAUUCACAACGGACCAAUUCCAUAUCGCCGAGAACUACGAGAUGUCGCAUCCCCAUGGCUGGCUGGCCCGUGAUCAUACGGCAUGGUUCAACAGUUUGCAGAUGAUCAAGAGGCUGCAGCGGAUGUUCAAGGCGGAACUGGUGUUGUGGCCAUGA
Messenger RNA from Uncinocarpus reesii 1704, 897 nucleotides. RefSeq lists its product as uncharacterized. The transcript has 2 exons. The record is from RefSeq and is a predicted model, not a curated record. Lineage: Eukaryota; Fungi; Ascomycota; Eurotiomycetes; Onygenales; Onygenaceae. The coding region runs from base 1 to 897 and encodes 298 amino acids.